This is a messenger RNA of Carassius carassius (crucian carp), 1538 nucleotides long. Its product is annotated as neuronal migration protein doublecortin-like. Gene Ontology annotation, cellular component: axoneme. The transcript is spliced from 7 exons. Gene Ontology annotation, biological process: photoreceptor cell development; intracellular signal transduction; axoneme assembly. NCBI's taxonomy places the organism in Eukaryota, Metazoa, Chordata, Actinopteri, Cypriniformes, Cyprinidae. The record is from RefSeq and is a predicted model, not a curated record. Bases 155 to 1228 code for a protein of 357 amino acids.
CAGUCGGAGCAGCAGCUGAAGCGGCAAACAAAGACAAGGAGCACAGCGCGAUCCUGCAGCAUCCACGCCCACCCACACACACUCACACAGCAGCAGCAGCUCACUGUACUACUGACCCAUAAUUCCUCAAUACAAGACUUCCUUCACCACCACAAUGGAUGCCCCGUCUGAACAUGCUGCCAUGGAGCUGGACUUCGGCCAUUUUGAUGAGCGGGAUAAGGCAUCUCGUACUCCGCGAGGUGGACGGGCCAACGGUCUCCCCAGCCCCACCCACAGCGCUCACUGCAGUUUUUACCGUACACGUACCCUCCAGGCUCUGACCAGUGAGAAAAAGGCUAAGAAGGUGCGAUUCUACCGCAAUGGCGACCGCUACUUCAAGGGCAUUGUGUAUGCAGUGGCCAAUGACCGUUUCCGCACAUUUGACGCUCUACUGGCUGACUUAACCCGAUCUCUCUCUGACCAUAUCAAUCUGCCACAAGGGGUCAGAUUCAUCUUUACAAUCGAUGGAUCACAGAAGAUUAGCAGUCUGGAUGAGCUAGAGGAAGGUGAGAGCUAUGUUUGUGCCUCUGAGAACUUCUACAAGAAAGUGGACUACACCAAAAAUGUGAACCCCAACUGGUCAGUCAAUGUGAAAGCAUCAGCUAGCCAGAAGAACAUGCUGGCAAACCGCACAGCCAGUGAUCCAAAGGAGAACAAGGACUUUGUGCGACCGAAGCUGGUGACAGUGAUGAGGAGCGGGGUGAAGCCGCGGAAGGCCGUCCGUGUGCUACUCAAUAAGAAGACAGCACACUCUUUUGAGCAGGUGCUCACUGACAUCACAGAGGCCAUUAAACUCGAGAGUGGAGCAGUGAAAAGGAUCUACACACUGGAUGGCAAACAGGUCACUUGCUUGCAAGAUUUCUUUGGUGAUGACGAUGUUUUCAUUGCCUGUGGACCAGAAAAAUUUCGCUAUGCACAGGAUGACUUCUCCCUGGAUGAAAACGAGUGUCGGGUGAUGAAGACCCCCAAAGGACAGAGAGGCUCUACUAAGAGUCCCGGUCCCGUGCGACGCAGCAAGUCUCCGGCUGAUUCCACUAAUGGAACAGGCUCCAGUAGUCAGCUCUCUACUCCCAUCUCUAAGCAAUCACCAAUCUCUACUCCGACUAGCCCCGGCAACACUCGCAAACAGAAGGAUUUAUUCUUGCCUCUGUCUCUGGAAGAUGAUGAUUCACAGGGGGAGUCCAUGUAGACUCUUUCCACUUUCCAUAUGUCAAUCAACAUGCCAAUCACAGAGGUAUCUCUGGUGCAAUCUGUCUUGAAAACAUCAACAUCACCGCCCCAGUGACCAGGGUGAACACAUCACCUCUUCUGCUCCUUGGCCAUCAGGCUUUAGACCUCAAGGGUUUGCAGUGAUGGUCAGUGUACUAUUUGCUGCUUGAGAAUUUGUUAUAUCCAUUUUCGUUUUUUUUUAUAAUAGAUUUGUAGUGACUGGUGAAAAAUGGCAUAUGCGGGGCAUAUGCUGCAGUUUGUAUUAUAACAACAAACACCUAAAUUUGUAA